Messenger RNA from Penicillium concentricum, 1167 nucleotides. Its product is annotated as FAD-dependent oxidoreductase. NCBI's taxonomy places the organism in Eukaryota, Fungi, Ascomycota, Eurotiomycetes, Eurotiales, Aspergillaceae. The coding region runs from base 1 to 1167 and encodes 388 amino acids. The record is from RefSeq and is a predicted model, not a curated record. The transcript has 4 exons. Gene Ontology annotation, molecular function: FAD binding.
AUGUCUUCCACUGUUUCAACCAAAUAUCCCAACGGGGGAAUCCUCAUCGGCCUGCGUCGUCAUGGGGUUCCGUGUACGGUAUUUGAGCGCGAUGAGUCCGCGGAGGUGCGAAACCAGGGAUGGGGUGUUUCUAUCCACUCGACCCUGACUACGUGGGAAGCGCAUAUCCUGCCGGAGAUCUAUGACGGCGUUUGUGAGGCACAGGUGAAUCCUGCUAUCGGCCGUGAUGAAGUCCGCGGUGUACCGUGGAUUAACGGCGCCACUGGAAAGGUUGAGCAGUCUGUUCCGAAGAGCAAGAGACUUCGGCUGAGACGGGAUGGAAUCCGGAAGGCUCUUAUGGGGGGUCUGAAUAUCAAGUGGGGCAAACGUCUUGUCAACAUUGUGAAAGUCGAGGAUGGUGUCCGAGCUGAGUUUACAGACGGCUCAAAUGUUUUCGGGGAUGCUCUGGUGGGUGCAGAUGGCUCAACCUCGAUUGUUCGCAAGUUCCUCGCGCCCACAACCCACGAGCUGCAUCACCUUCCCAUCAAUGCUGUGGGCUGUGCCCUGACGAUGAGUGAGGAACAAGUCAAGUACUUUAAAGACCAUGUCGAUCCACUCUAUUUCAUGGGUACGCACCCAGAAACAGAUACCUUUGUCUUCUGGUCUUUGUUGGACACUUCUACAACUCCCGGGCAACCCUACCAUGCCCAAGUGUACUUCUCCUGGAUUGAAUCCGACGCCGAUGAGGAGCUGUUAAAGCAGCCCUUACUCGAUGUGUUCAAGCAGAAAGGCAGACCAUUCUUCCCUCGUAUGCGGGACAUGGUAGAGGCACUGCCUGAGGACACUGUCGUUACCAAGGUCAACCUGGUUGAUUGGCCCUCUGUUGAAUGGGACAACUGGAACGGUACCUGCACUUUGAUCGGCGAUGCAGCGCAUUGUAUGGUGAUCUACCGUGGCGAGGGAGUGAACCAUGCCAUUGUGGACGCCUGUCAACUUGCGGAUACUAUCAAGUCGGCUGCUGAUGGCCACAUGUCAAUUAGCGACGCCAUCAGAGCUUAUGAGAAGCAGAUGCGCCCGCGUGCUAAAGAGGCCGUGGAAACUAGCAGACAGGCUGGACACGAUGGACAUUCUUACGCUAAGGUUGACAAGGAAGGGAGUUUUGCCCUUCUAGGUGAGAAGCCAGUCUAA